Messenger RNA from Fraxinus pennsylvanica, 1302 nucleotides. The record is from the annotation of a GenBank genome assembly. Lineage: Eukaryota; Viridiplantae; Streptophyta; Magnoliopsida; Lamiales; Oleaceae.
AUGGAUUCCCGGCAGUCGGUGGUGUCACCAUUCAAGAGCUCUUCUCUUUUUGUAGAGUCCGAGAAGCAGAAUACCAAUAUUUUUGCAGAAAACCCCAGCUACUUAUCAAGGGUAAUCACUCAUCAAAGCAAGGAAACUCUAAUUCGAGAAGACUUCUUUGGCGUUUUGGAGGUUUGUAUAAAUCAGGCUAGGGAUAUUCAUAACAUCUGCAUCUACCAAAAGCAAGAUGUUUAUGCUAAGCUUUGUCUUACUAGUGAUCCUGAAAAUACAGUCUCCACUAAGAUCAUUAAUGGCGGUGGGAAAAAUCCUGUCUUUAAUGAGAAUCUCCGACUCGAUGUUCAUAAAGUCAAUUCCUCUCUCAAAUGUGAGAUAUGGAUGCUUAGCAGGGUGCGAAAUUAUCUCGAAGAUCAACUCUUGGGAUUUGCUUUGGUACCUCUGUCAGAAGUCUUCCUUAACAAGGGGAAGUUAGAGAAGGAGUUUUCUCUCUCCUCAACUGACCUCUUCCACUCUCCAGCGGGUUAUGUUCAGUUAGCCCUUUCCUAUGUCGGAGCUUCACCGGAAGUGAUUCCAAUUCCUGCACCAUCCUCAUCUGUGGCCGCAGAUGCAGCUGUGCAGGACUUGAAAUCAACAGAAUCUUGUCCUAGUGACUUUGACAAAAUUGAGUUCCCAGAUCCUAAUGUAGUGAAUGAGAAUCAUCAGAUGGUUUCCGAGUAUUUUGGGAUCCCAAAUACUGAUUUGGACGACUCCCAUAGUUCAGACAGUCUGGUCAACUCUGGAAAUGAAAAUAACAUAAGCUCAGAGGUAGGUGUUCAACUUGAAGAAAGCUUCUCAACAGGCACCAUCACUUUGACACCGUUUCCAAAGCAUCCUCUGGGCUGUGUAUCAUCGGAUGGAACUCCAUCUGCUUCACUUCAUUUGAGCUCACAGUCUUCUGAGACCCCUGGAGACUCAAAAUCUCCAAAUGAAGAAUAUGUGUCACCUCCUAAAGAUAAUCGGAAGGAUAGAAGUUCUGAUGUUGGAGAAGCUGGGAGUAAUGUGUCGGGGGGGCUACCAAAUGAUACAUUUGCAAAGCCUGUUGUCACGGUAAACAUUGAACCGGAGCCAAAGGUGGUGCAGCAAGACAUUGUGAAUAUGUACACGAAGAGCAUGCAGCAAUUUACUGAGUCUCUGGCCAAGAUGAAGCUUCCAGGAGACUUUGAAAACCAGCCAACAAGCUCUGGCAAUUCAAGUUCGGACCAGAAAACGCCAACGUCUAAGAACUCUGGAUCUAGAGUGUUUUAUGGGAGUAGAGCUUUCUUCUGA